AUGCUGACGAAGGAAGUCACCUUCCCCGUUACCCUGGCCAAAUUCCCGUAUCCUCGACGUAUCAACCCCUUCUAUGAAGAGGUUGGGCCUGAAACGGACGUCUGGGUUCAAAGCUUCAAGCCCUUCGACAAACCAGAAGUCAUGCAGGCCUUCCUUCGCUGUGACUUUCCCUUGUUCACAGCUUUCAGCUAUCCUAGCAUGGACAGAGAUACUCUUCGCUUGGCCAGUGACAUGUUAGACAUCUUCUUUGUCUUCGACGAAUACACCGAUGUGGCCGACGACACGACGGCUCAGAAGCUUGCCGACAUUCUGGUCGAUGCUCUGCGCAACCCCGAUAAGCCCCGUCCUGAUGGAGAAAACGCCGUCGGAGAGAUGGCGCUUUUUGGGGACGGAUUCGCAGUGUUGCCUCCAACACCUACUUGA
This is a messenger RNA of Laccaria bicolor S238N-H82, 423 nucleotides long. RefSeq lists its product as uncharacterized. Lineage: Eukaryota; Fungi; Basidiomycota; Agaricomycetes; Agaricales; Hydnangiaceae. The record is from RefSeq and is a predicted model, not a curated record. Bases 1 to 423 code for a protein of 140 amino acids. The transcript has 4 exons.